Molecule: messenger RNA, 1960 nt
Organism: Ciona intestinalis (vase tunicate)
Lineage: Eukaryota; Metazoa; Chordata; Ascidiacea; Phlebobranchia; Cionidae
Source: RefSeq, a predicted model, not a curated record
AGACUUAUAAAAGUAAUAUUUUAACUUUUUUAAAACUGAACGCGAAUGCUGACACAUUUUAUUUUGCCAAAAUUGAGCAACGUUUGGUGUAAGCACAGAAAACGUAAUGUCCGAUGCCAGAACCAGAGGUUCGAUUCGAAGCAUUUUUAAAUGGUGGAAGAAGAAACACAAAGUAGGGACGCCAAUGAAAGGUUGUGAGAACGUCGCCCAUACUAUUGAGGAACCGACUGGAAAUAUUGUGGAUUAUUUUCCUGUAAUACAUAACCCUGAUAAAAGUUUUGAAAAUUCGGAGCGAAAUGACGUCACAAACGAGAUUAUUAGGCAGUAUACAAACCACUGUGACGUAUUGGGUGAUGACGCAAAAAGUCCAGAAAAUGCCCCACCGCGAAAAGAAGGUUUAAAACGAAGCGAACGAUUUUCCGAUUACUCGACCUUGCAAUUGGGGUCUCGUUACAUGAAAAAAGCGGACAGGGCGUCUUCUUGUACAGAUUUAAACUCGGGCGACCCAAAGAGUCGUAAGUAUUUCUCUCUCAAGAGGUUUACGUCGCCAUUUGGAAGUUUGUCUCGCUUAGGGAAGCAGGAAAGAGCAUCCAAAGAGAGUAUUGUGACGUCACAGGAGCAAAUCCAGCGUCGUCGGCGGAAGUGGUGGAAAAAACGAGGACACAAGUCUCAUAAACUUGGUUCGUCGUUACCCAACUUAUACGGCAGUCCGUUAUCAGUAGUUCGUAGUACCGAGGCCCUGACGCAUUGGAAAGUAGAUAAAGAUAUGCCCAGCAAAGGCGGCAGGGUGGACAGUAAAGGUAAAACGCAGGCUUUGAAAGUUGGUAUGGAUUGUACUUGUUCUGGGCAAUACAAAGAUAUUGUUUUGUCAAACCAAGGUGAAGAUAUUAUACCUUCAAUGGUAUUUGCCGGUUGUUCUGUCUCUUGUGAUUCAUACGACGCGUCCUGUUAUGAGGUAACUGAGACAGAGUCGGGUUUCUCAGCACCUGCCACUGAUGAUCAAGUUACAAGGUUUGAUUCAUACCAGUCGCAAGAUGGCGUCGGAGAGCUAAGAUGCGCACUUGUGUCUGAUAACGCAAUAUUAUACUCCAUCGAUGCUGCCUCUUACAUCCAUCAUAAGUAUGGGGAAUCAAGCACAAACUCACGACAACCGAACUUGGUUGAGGUAGAUUGCUCGAGCGCUGAAAGCUCUGUGACGUCACAGAUGGAAUCCGUAAAGGACAACGGUUAUUGUGGUAACUUUGACAAAGCAGACAACCCUCAAGACAUUGUACCUUCGCGUGAUCCACAGAUUCUACCUCUACGUAACAAUUACACGUUGUCAAAUCUUUCCGACACUGACGUCAGCAUUCUGACGUCACUGAACGGUUCAACAGGAAGUGACGUCAGCACAAAGUCGUGCAACGAUAUCGAACCUGGUCACGUGUCCAUCACAAACGAGCCUACGUCAUUCUCGAGCGAUCUAACUCACGUGACGUCACGAGCCUCCACUUCGAGUACGUCAUCAUCUGAUUCAGAUUCAGUGUUCAAUUCUCCCGCGUCAGCAAGACGGGUGGUAGUGGAUGCACCUGAACACGACAAGCGGAAUUUGGAAAAGCAAAUCUCAUUUGGUGACUUGGAAAACGAUUUUAACUUAUUUGUAGCAAAGAUAAACAACAGAAGUAAAAGACAAAACGCGACAAAUUGUUCCUUCCAAGCAGUUUAGUUACAACACCAUUUCUUUAAUAUUACAUAGUUUCGUUACUAAUAAUGCCAAGAUAAUCCCCUGGUCUUUAUUUCUUUAAUUAUUUUGAUGGAGUUUUGACGGUCCAUAAACUGCUCACGUGCUUUCAAAUCAUAUUUUAAUCUGGAUUAAGAACCUAUAUCCCGAUUCCUAACCACAGUGUUCCCGAAUGGUUUUAUGUUCAGAAACAAGUCUGUAAUAAAUGUUGCUGUGUUGCUGCGCGGGCAGCACUUGUUA